AUGGCACAUGUAUUGUACGAAAUAUUUACAACUACAGGAGUUCCUUACAUAUUAAAAUGCAAUAGAGGUAAAACAUUUGCCUGUCAAGUUGAAUAUAAUUUAUACCAUUUGGGAAUACACAUUAUUGUGGCUUAUGAAAGUAUACAAAUUAACAGUAAAAAGAAUCCCACAGACGGUAUUACAAAAAUCAUUAGCGAGAUGAUUGAUGCUUGGUUAAUGAUUAAUGACACAAAUAAAUGGAUUGAGGGAACAGAGUCAGUCUUUACAGUCAAUAUUCAAGCAAAAAGAAAAAAAGUUUUCAAUGACAAGGUCGAAAUUGAUUUACCUAUAUUUUCAAAUCCUGUAGAAGAUAAUGAUAAAUAUGAAAUCAUUGAAGAAAUACUGGAUAAGUUAAAACAUCAAAAUCCAAUUCCUUAUCUUAUAGGAAUUCAUAACGAUGAGUUUCUGCAGUUACACCAAAAACCAGCAAAAGGAUGUCCAAACACAGAAGUUCUGCAGAAACAUAAUGCAUGUAGUAUAAUAUCCAAUACCACCAAUGAAGAAAAGUUGCCUGAGUUAGUACAGAGAGUGGCUGAAGUGUGUUCACAAUUAGAUGGCCUGCAGAUUAACAAGAAUUCUAGUGAAUCUAAUGCAACUGAUAUAGACCAAGGGAGUUCGGGAUAUGGUGGAUUGUGCGGUCCGAAUUCGAAGUAUGUCAUGCUGAUAUCUAAUGACGGUCACGAAUUUAUUAUAAAACAGGAGCUUGCCAUGAUGUCAGGCAAUAUCAGAGCUAUAUUAAAUGACCCCGUACAGAUAGCAGAAAAUGAAAUCAAUGAAAUCCGCUUCAAAGAAGUCCCUUCUCACGUUUUAAAAGAAUAUUGUAAAUACAUGGUGAAGAAAAGAUCUAACCCAAACAGCACGCUAUAUAUUCCCGAAUUUCCGUUAUUACUUGUGAUGGCUGUGGAAAUUCUAAUAGCAGCUAAUAUUAUAAACUAA
Molecule: messenger RNA, 975 nt
Organism: Rhopalosiphum padi (bird cherry-oat aphid)
Lineage: Eukaryota; Metazoa; Arthropoda; Insecta; Hemiptera; Aphididae
Exons: 6
Coding region: 1-975 (324 amino acids)
Biological process (GO): ubiquitin-dependent protein catabolic process
Cellular component (GO): elongin complex
Molecular function (GO): protein-macromolecule adaptor activity
Source: RefSeq, a predicted model, not a curated record